UUCAAACCCACAGUCUGCUGGUUGUGAAAGAAGCUCCUCUACUGACAACGUGUUUGUGUCCCCCAGUACCAGGAGGCAACCUCUUAGCUUCUCUGGCACUCCUGUCCUGGAGAAUUGUCCUGGGAAUGAUGAUGAGCGUGAGAGGAAGCAGCGGCGGCGCUCCAGGGUUGUCGACCUGCAAUUUAGCACUGAAUCACCUUUGUCUGUACAAUCUCCCUCCAACAAGCAAGUGGAAACAUCAUUGCCAGCAAUUCCCCUACUGACAGAUACCCAGAUAGCUGAUCAUUAUUCGACAUGUAUCAAACUUUCAACAGAAAAUAAAAUCACCACCAAAAAUGCAUUUGGUUUGCACCUGAUUGAUUAUAUGACAGAAAUACUCAGACAGAAGGACUGUGAACUCACCAACUUUAAGAUAGCAGCUGGUACCUUAGAUGCCAGUACAAAGAUCUAUGCUGUGAGAGUUGAUGCUGUCCAUGCAGAUGUCUACAGGGUUCUUGGAGGACUAGGCAAAGACUCUGCACCAGCAGAACCUGUGGAUAACCAGGAUACAAGUGGAGAUGUGGAAUCUGUGAGUGGAAAGAAGCCUCCAAGCAAGAGGAAGCACCUGUACAAAACGAUAGAGCAGAAUCUGAAUAACAUUAAUGUCUCUGACACAGAUCGUAGAUGUGAGGUCGAUCCAAUGUUCCAGAAGACUGCAACCUCUUUCGAUGAGUGCAGUACAGCUGGCGUUUUCCUUACCACACUCCACACACACAGCUAUCUCAGUGAAAUCCUGUUUGAUUCUAUGGUCACACCCCUGCCUUCUUCUGAAACUUCUGAGUUACCAAGUUCCUCUUGUGUGAAAAUGGCAGACUUAAAAGCAGUCCUUCUGCAGUGUGUUGAAAAGCGCACAAUUUGCCCUUCUCUGGCUGGCUUCCUAUUUUCUGAGUGGGACAGCGAGACCCAUAAUGAGUCAGUUUCAGCUCUGUUGGAAAAAUUUAAGAGGAGUGACCAGGUGUUUGAUAUCAAUGCAGAGGUUGAUAGUGACUCUGUGGACAAUGCUGAGGGCCCAGCAGAUGAUGACUUUGAUGCAGAUCUACUAGACAGGACAGUUGCGAAGGAUCUUGGGGAGUUCUCGGAAAAAAUGGAAGCAUGUAGGGUAACACCAGGAUCCUCAAGAAGAGAUGUGCUUUCCCUGGAGGAAGGAGACAUUGGGUCCAUGUGCCUUCACUUGUCCAUGAAUCCCAGCGAGUACUCUUAUUUCAGCCCCCGAACCAUGUUAAUGUGGGCAGGCCCAGAACACUGGCGUUUCAAGCCUCGCCACAAAGGUGAUGCUAACUGUGAGAAGGUAAACAAAAGGAAGACUGCAAAAAAAGUCUUGGAAAUAAAUUUUGAUGAGGAAAUUGAGUUUGAGCUUCAUUUCCGUGAGACAAGGGCAGCUACAACUCUAGCCCCAGCGACGCUUGAAAGUAAGAACAAGAAAUGCAACACCCUCCCCAAAGACUUCCAUUAUGAUCCCAACAAUCUUACCCGCCUCUUCCUCAAACCAGCCAAUAGGCUUUGGAAAACACCACUAAAGGCCAACUCACCAAGUCAUGAUGAUGAGGUUGGAGAGUAUGAUUACAACAAUCCCAAUGAUAUCUCUAAUUUCUGUCCUGCAUUGCAGGAUGCUGACAGUGAUGACGGUGAUUAUCCCAAUGAGUUCAUGGGCCAGGGUGGGAUGUUUGAAAUGACCGCUCAUCCUACUGGAGGAGCUGACCAGGACAUAGAGCUCAAUGGUGGGCUCAAUAUCACCACCUAUGGUGAAUCAAACCUUGUGGCUGAGCCACAGAAGGUCAACAAGAUAGCUAUCCAGUAUGCAAAGACUGCCAAAAAGAUGGACAUGAAGAGGUUAAAACAGGCCAUGUGGUGCCUCCUAACUGAUGCCGAGAAGAAUCAAACUGAGGAAGAGCAAGUCGCCUUGGAGAAAAGCGCUGAUUUCUCGGUGGUGAUGGGUAAGAAGGUCUUCAGCAGCAUUACCAAGGAUCUGCUUCACAGGGUGCCUACUGUUAUGGCAAAAAACCUUUCUAUACCAUUGGCAUUUGCUUGCCUCUUGCACUUGGCCAACGAAAAGAACCUGAAGCUGGAAGGGGUGGAAGAUUUGUCUGAAGUCCUUGUGGCCCAAGGAGACUAACGUGCCACUUGGAAGAGGGUUUGUCUGCCCACAAAAGAUGUAUGGCCUGAACCAUCCAUAGCUGCUUUUCCACCUCCUGGAAAUGCUAAUGAGAACAUCACACCAUUUUCGGCAGCUCUGGGAGACAUGUGAAUACACAGUAGUUUGCAAUCAUGGGCAGUGGGUGAAAAGUGUGCCUAUCCCAAGAGUUCCAUCAUGAUUUUAACCCUCUUAAGUCUGCAUCUUCUCCUCCUGACACUAGAUGAGUUCUUCUAUGCUGUGGCCCGUGAGCAUUUUGAAAUGUGUCAGUGUUACCCCCCACAGUCACGAUAAUUGCAAAUGACUUGUAGGCGUAUUUAGUUUGCUUUUUAACAUAUGCGUCCACUUGCUGUACACAGAAAGCUAACCUGUCUCCUUUUUAUACUCCUUAUUCUUUUAUUGUAAUUGAUUUUAUAUAUUUAUACA
This is a messenger RNA of Gekko japonicus, 2596 nucleotides long. RefSeq names its product non-SMC condensin I complex subunit H (gene NCAPH). The record is from RefSeq and is a predicted model, not a curated record. The transcript has 17 exons. The coding region runs from base 365 to 2152 and encodes 595 amino acids. Gene Ontology annotation, molecular function: chromatin binding. Gene Ontology annotation, cellular component: condensin complex. Gene Ontology annotation, biological process: mitotic chromosome condensation. NCBI's taxonomy places the organism in Eukaryota, Metazoa, Chordata, Lepidosauria, Squamata, Gekkonidae.